Podarcis raffonei (Aeolian wall lizard) is the source of this 1313-nucleotide messenger RNA. It is a transcript of the gene ZMAT2, whose product is annotated as zinc finger matrin-type 2. The coding region runs from base 1 to 819 and encodes 272 amino acids. Gene Ontology annotation, molecular function: nucleic acid binding; zinc ion binding. Gene Ontology annotation, cellular component: U4/U6 x U5 tri-snRNP complex; spliceosomal complex. NCBI's taxonomy places the organism in Eukaryota, Metazoa, Chordata, Lepidosauria, Squamata, Lacertidae. The transcript is spliced from 6 exons. Gene Ontology annotation, biological process: mRNA splicing, via spliceosome. The record is from RefSeq and is a predicted model, not a curated record.
AUGGAGGCCGCGGAGGGAAAGAUCUCGGCGAAGCCAUCCAGGCUGCGUGUGUCACUCUUCAACACCUGCUGGCUCUAUGCGCUCGCGGGCGGCCACUGCAACCCGGAAGAACUUACUAAGAGCCGGCGCCGCUUCCUGUCGGUGCUUUACGAUCGUGGCGGGAGGGAAACGGCGAUGCGCGCGACACUUUACGACUCACCGGGUCGCUUCCUGGGCAAGAUGGCGUCGGGCAGCGGGGCUAAAAACCUGGACUUCCGCCGGAAGUGGGACAAAGAUGAAUAUGAGAAGCUUGCAGAGAAACGACUCACGGAAGAGAGAGAAAAGAAAGAUGGCAAACCAGUGCAACCUGUCAAGCGUGAGCUUCUUCGGCACCGAGACUACAAGGUGGACCUGGAAUCCAAACUGGGCAAAACCAUUGUUAUUACCAAAACAACGCCGCAGUCUGAGAUGGGAGGGUAUUACUGUAAUGUCUGUGACUGUGUAGUUAAAGAUUCCAUCAACUUCUUGGACCAUAUCAAUGGCAAAAAACAUCAGAGGAAUCUGGGCAUGUCUAUGAGAGUGGAGCGCUCCACACUGGAUCAAGUGAAAAAACGCUUUGAGGUGAACAAGAAGAAAAUGGAGGAGAAGCAGAAGGAUUAUGACUUUGAGGAGAGGAUGAAGGAGCUCAGAGAAGAGGAGGAAAAGGCCAAAGCCUACAAAAAGGAAAAACAGAGGGAGAAGAAAAGGAGAGCUGAGGAAGACUUGACGUUUGAGGAAGACGAUGAGAUGGCGGCUGUGAUGGGUUUCUCUGGUUUUGGCUCUACCAAGAAGAGCCACUGAUCAGCCAUGAACUUCCACCUGGAUGGAUAUUGUUUCUGCCCUCAUGAUGCUUGAAAACCCUUGGAAGACUUUAUUAGAGAAUUUGUAUCGAAAUGUCCUGGUAGAAGCUGGCUGUAGGAGUUGGGAAGGAAUCACACACUCUUCCUGUGUGGGGCUGGCUACUCCCUGCUGUUGCUAGUAUCCUGCCUGCCUGCAAAGAUAACAUCACAAUUGCCUGUGAGGUGGUAAACCUAAAUAUCUGAUAAAGAACUUUAGCAUCCCCCACCCCCCCAAGCUCCUUGGGGGAUAAACCCAUUUUAAAGAUUUUUUUAACUCUUCAUUUCCUAUGAUGAGCCUGCAGUUGGAGGUUUCUUUUGGAGCCCCCAAUUCUUGCCCCUGCCUUCAGCUGCCCCUUUCCCUAUAUGAGUUCUGCUUGCUUCAUGUUGUAUGGCCUUCUGCACGAGAGACAUUCUGCUGAGUACACUUUUCCUGUUAAUAAAGUGUUACAAAUCUUA